Messenger RNA from Cyprinodon tularosa, 2371 nucleotides. RefSeq names its product gastrula zinc finger protein XlCGF8.2DB-like. The transcript has a single exon. NCBI's taxonomy places the organism in Eukaryota, Metazoa, Chordata, Actinopteri, Cyprinodontiformes, Cyprinodontidae. Bases 144 to 1268 code for a protein of 374 amino acids. The record is from RefSeq and is a predicted model, not a curated record.
AUGUUGGAAAAGAGGAGGAUUUCUCUGACCAGCAGCUCUGUGGACAGGAGAGGAAUUCCAGUUUGGACCAAGAGGAACAGGAACCUCUGCAGAUAAAAGAAGAGCAGCAAGAACCAGAACAUCCCUGCACAAAAGAGGAAACCAUGGAGCUCCCCAUUAGUGAGCAGGAAGAGCAACAACCUUUCCCAUGUUUGACAUGUGGAGAAACUUUUCUAAAUAAAGAACAUUUAAUGGUUCACAUGAGAACUCACAAAGGUCAGAAGAUUCAUGAAUGUCUGUCCUGUGGAAAGAUGUUCAAAAAGAAAUCUGGUCUUGAUAAACAUGUGAGAAUUCAUACAGGUGAGAAGCCUUUUGAAUGUCUGUCCUGUAGAAAACGCUUUACUAUGAAAUCUAAUCUUGAUACACACAUGAGAAUUCACACAGGUGAAAAGCCUUUUGAAUGUCUGUCCUGUAGAAAACGCUUUACUAUGAAAUCUAAUCUUGAUACACACAUGAGAAUUCACACAGGUGAAAAGCCUUUUGAAUGUCUGUCUUGUGGAAAACGCUUUACUAUGAAAUCUAAUCUUGAUAGACACAUGAGAUUCCACACUGGUGAGAAGCCUUUUUCCUGUACCAUUUGUAACAAGAAUUUUACUGAAAAGAGAAAUUUGACUAUUCACAUGAGAAUUCACAGAGGUGAGAAGCCUUUUGAAUGUCUGUCUUGUGGAAAAAGCUUUACUCAGAAAUCUCAUCUUGAUGCACACAUGAGAUUUCACACAGGGGAGAAACCUUUUUUAUGUCUUUCCUGUGGAAAAAGCUUUACUCGGAAAUCUAAUCUUGAUGCACACAUGAGAAUUCACACAGGGGAGAAGCCUUUUGAAUGUCUUUCCUGUGGUAAAAGCUUCGCUCAAAAAUCUGACCUUAAUGCACACAUGAAAAUUCACACAGGUGAGAAACCUUUUGAAUGUCUGUCCUGUGGAAAAAGCUUUAUUAAGAAAUCUCAUCUUGAUGCACACAUGAGAAUUCACACAGGGGAGAGACCUUUUGUAUGUCUGUCUUGUGGAAAAUGCUUUAUUCAGAAAUGUAGUCUUGAUACACACAUGAGAAUUCACACAGGUGAGAAACCUUUUUUAUGUCUAUACUGUGGGAAACGCUUCAUUCAGAAAUCUAGUCUUGAUUCACACAUGAGAAUUCACACAGGUAAGAAACCUUUUUCAUGUCUGUACUGUGGAACAAGCUUCACUCAUAAAUCUAGUCUUGAUUCACACAUCAAUCACAUACAUUUGUGACAAAGGUUUUAAACAAGAAGGUAAUUUGAGUCUUCAGGUGACAGUUAUUCAUGCAGGAUGUUGAAUGAUUUAUAUAUAUAUAUUUAAACAUUUGUUUCAUAUUAAUCACAGCAGUUAGACGCCACAGGAAUGAACAGUAGAGGCGUUUUCUGUUUGACUUGUCAUAAAAUGUCUAUCUAGACAUCUUCACCUCAUUACAUGAGAAACCCACAGUUAAUGAUCUUUUGAGCAAAGUUUUGAUGAAGCUGUUAAUUAAUAAAGCUCAUUUCACAUAGAAACUAGAACAGAUAAGGUGUUAUAAUGUAAACCUGGUAAAUAUUCAGGUCCUGGGUGAAUAUGUGGAUGUGAACAUAUGAAAGGUAAAAAUUUUGGGCCUGAGGAAAUUUAAAUGGUAAAAAAAAGAACGUUGUCCUGACAAAAAGAUGUUUACAUUCACAAUUUUUCACUUUUUCUGUUAUGAAGGGAAUAAACAUAAUAAAGUGAUAAACAACAUUUCAUCUGUAACAUUGGUUACAGAUGAAGCAAGUUUGCUGAUCCAGAUGGACCCUGCUGUAACAUUUUGGCAUGGUGUAGCACAACUUUUUACAAUUAAAGUAUUUAGAAUAAAAACUCACAAGUUUUAUUUUAGAGAUUUAGAAUUUAGCUGAAUGAUAAGUUAUUGGUUGGAUUUAUUCCAGAAACAUAAUUUAAUUCAGAUGAAAAUAAAAGCAAAGCUAGGACAGAUUUAAUGUGCUUUGCUCAGUUCUGCUGAUGUUUUUGGAGGAUUUUUUAAAGGUCAGCUGCACAUGAUCAGAAUUUAGCUAAUUCAGUGUCUUGUUGGCUUGUUUUAGCCACAGUGUUAGAGCUAUGGUCAAUAGAUAUUAGAAUGAAGUAGAUCAUCUAUAGAGGAGUCUCAGAUGAAGAUUUGGGACAUAUAGAAGUGUGUGUCAGUCUCAGAGUUAGUCAGCUACAAGCUAAUUAAUGUUGCAAAGUAGCUCCAGCCACCUUGAAAGGGGGUGCUGGGAUUAUGGGGUUAAACUACGGGACAUCAAAGAACUCAGUUUAGAGGCUGGAGUCUGUAGUUCAGGUAAAUUGAAGUCCUAAAAUGAUGAAACAUGUUUGUU